ACCUUCCCAGUAACACCAAUGGCACCUACUUCAGUAUUACUAGAUCCUUUGCAGUUAUGCGCUCCGGACUCCACAUACUUAGCUUUACUGAUCAAAGACCGCCCUGACUCUCCUCUUGAUGGCAACCUGAUGAACUCUGCCAUGCACACCAUCACAUUUGAUGAGGUGCACUGUCUGGCAUCUCUUCAUGAUUUCCAACCCUUUGAUCCUCUCCAUUUCUGGCUCCAACAUCCCGCUCACAAUAGUCGUGUCUACAACAACCUCGAUGUUCACCACCAUCUGACUUCUUAUGGCCCCCCUCCGAGUGUUGUGCCUGUUUACACAGACUGGUUCAGGCCUGGGUUUACCUUUACCACAAUCAACACGGAAAAUGAUAUAUACGAAUAUCUCACCCAAUGCCAGUUCACAAAGCUGGACAAUCUUGUAUUGGACAAUUAUACAUGGCAGUCCGGUAGCGGUGCGGCCGCAACAUCAUUUCUUGCGGAUCACCCACUCUCAAAGUGGUGGAGCAGGGCAACCAGACAUCAUGCUUGUCCUCCCAUAUGGUGAACCAAGUUCAAAAGCCAACUCAGUAGUCAUGAUGGUGGAGUUAAAGACAAACAAGGCCUGCAAAUCAGACCAGGGAAGUACUUUGAGGAAAUUCUGCCAAGGGGUGGUGGAGGGCACUUACACCCCCAAU
Molecule: messenger RNA, 679 nt
Organism: Serpula lacrymans var. lacrymans S7.9
Lineage: Eukaryota; Fungi; Basidiomycota; Agaricomycetes; Boletales; Serpulaceae
Exons: 1
Coding region: 19-549 (176 amino acids)
Source: RefSeq, a predicted model, not a curated record